AGGUUAAAGCGGUGACUCUUUCACUAGAACAGUGGAACACGAAUCCAAUCACAGGAUCCAAAAGACCGCAAUGGAUGUUCCUCCUCCUCCUCCUCCUCCUCCUCAUGUCGUCAUCUUUCCUUUAGCUGCUCAAGGUCAUGUGAACUCCAUGCUCAAGCUUGCCGAGCUUCUUGCCCUCUCCGGCAUCCACAUCACCUUCAUCAACUCCGAACACAUCCACCAUCGCCUCCUCCGACAUGCCGACAUCCAAGCUCGUUUCGUCGCCUACCCGUACUUCCGGUUCAAGACCAUAUCGGACGGCUUCCCGAUGGACCACCCGAGGCCUGUCGACCACUUCAUGACCACAUAUGAUUACAUCAAGAGCAUAACCAGGCCACUCUUCGAAGAGUUGGUGGCCGUUCCUGAUCGGCCGGUGACCUGUAUCAUCGCGGACGGGAUCCUGACCUUCACUGUUGAUGUCGCUCGAGACCUCAGAGUUCCCAUCAUCGCGUUCCGCACGAUCAGCGCGAGUUCCUUCUGGGCUUAUUUCUGUAUUCCGCGCAUGAUUGAGAGUGGAGACCUCCCCAUCAAAGGAGACGAAGACAUGGACCGUGUCGUGACGAGCGUGCCGGGCAUGGAGGACAUCCUCCGGUGCAGAGACCUGCCAAGUUUCUGCCGAGUCGCCGACCUCUCUGACUCGACCCUCCAGUACGUGACGACUCAGACCCUCCAGACCACCCGAGCCUUAGCCCUCAUCCUCAACAGCUUCGACCAACUGGAGGGCCCCGCCAUUUCCCAAAUUCGAACCCACAUCCCGAACCUCUACACGAUCGGCCCUCUCCACUCGCACCACAAGUCAAGGCUCUCGUGGUCGUCGUUGCCACCAUCGUCAGCAAGCAACAGUCUCUGGGAAGUCGACCGUAGUUGUAUCUCUUGGCUCGACAAGCAACCUCCGAAUUCAGUCAUCUACGUGAGCUUCGGGAGCAUCACGGCCUUCAGCAGACACGACUUCACGGAGUUCUGGUACGGCCUCGUGAACAGCAGGAGGCGCUUCCUGUGGGUCGUGCGGCCAGACUCCCUCGCCGAAGGCGGCGGCGGCGGCAUCUCGGAGGAGCUGACAGAGGCGGCGGCGGAGAGGGGGUGCAUCGUGGGGUGGGCCCCACAGGAGGAGGUCCUGCACCACGGCGCCGUCGCGGCGUUCCUGACGCACAGCGGGUGGAACUCGACUCUGGAAAGCGUGGUCGCCGGGAAGCCAAUGGUGUGCUGGCCGUACUUCGCGGACCAGCAGGUGAACAGCCGGCUCGUGAGCCGCGCGUGGAAGGCGGGGCUUGACAUGAAGGACGUGUGCGAUAGGGAGGUGGUGGAGAGGAUGGUCAACGAAGUGAUGGGGGAGAGGAAGGAGGAAUUGGCGGCGGCGGCCGGUGACUUGGCGAGGAGGGCGAGGGGCGCGGCAACCGAAGGUGGGUCCUCGUGGGAUAAUCUGGACCGCUUGAUUGAGGAUAUAAGGUCCAUGAAGCCGAGUAGCUGAAGUCCAACGUCGUGAUUUCUUCUGUUAUUGAAGUAAAUGAUUCUUAGUAUUCCAAAAGUUCAAAUAACAUACACCAAUGGAUACUCAUCGGCGUUUCUUUUAA
Molecule: messenger RNA, 1610 nt
Organism: Syzygium oleosum
Lineage: Eukaryota; Viridiplantae; Streptophyta; Magnoliopsida; Myrtales; Myrtaceae
Product: 7-deoxyloganetic acid glucosyl transferase-like
Exons: 2
Coding region: 71-1507 (478 amino acids)
Molecular function (GO): UDP-glycosyltransferase activity
Source: RefSeq, a predicted model, not a curated record